Daphnia carinata is the source of this 2764-nucleotide messenger RNA. It is a transcript of the gene Mms19, whose product is annotated as MMS19 nucleotide excision repair protein homolog. The transcript is spliced from 15 exons. The coding region runs from base 201 to 2696 and encodes 831 amino acids. NCBI's taxonomy places the organism in Eukaryota, Metazoa, Arthropoda, Branchiopoda, Diplostraca, Daphniidae. Gene Ontology annotation, biological process: iron-sulfur cluster assembly. Gene Ontology annotation, cellular component: cytosolic [4Fe-4S] assembly targeting complex. The record is from RefSeq and is a predicted model, not a curated record.
CUCAAUUUUAGAACAACUUGCUCCUGAUUUGAAAGGAGUAAAUGAAAAAGAAAUUGAUCUUAUAACAGAAUUUUUUUAUAGCAAGCUCAAAGAUCAUCAUUCAAUAGUACCUGCUGCCUUACAUGGGCUUCACGUAUUGAGCUCAGCAAACAGGCUUUCCCCAGGGUUAGCUAAAUCAAUAGCUCAGGCAAUAUUUCAAAAUGUUCAUUGCCAAUCACAGUUGCAGCACGAUAGAAGAGCGAUUUACAAAACAAUCAAAAACCUUCUGGCUCUUCAUAUUGGAGAGUUACAGGUUCUUGGGUCAGGACUUUGUUUUUGGCAUCAUCCAGGCAGCCGAUCAAGAAAGAGAUCCACGCAACUUGUUGCUUCUAUUCAGUAUCUUCCCAGUAGUAGCCCGCUACUUUACACUAGAACCUUUCACCGAGGAGUUUUUUGAAGUUUUUAGUUGCUACUUUCCUAUUGACUUCACGCCGCCUGCAAAUGACCCAUACGGAGUAACCAAAGAUCAGCUGUGUGAAGGAUUACGACAAUGUCUUGCCAGUAGCGCUCAUUUUGCUGAAUACUGUAUGCCUCUAUUGCAGGAGAAAUUGGAGUCUGAUUUGGUUUCUGCCAAAAUAGAAGCGUUGAAGACAUUGGAACUGUGUUGCCUCUCCUAUCACCCGACGCAGCUUGAAAAGUGGAUUGACACAUUUUGGAAAUGUAUUCGCAGGGAAGUCUUGAUCAACGUUAAUACUGAAGAGCUAGAGCACACCGCUUUAGACGCUCUUGCCGCCUUAUCACGAGCAUUCGCAACAAACGGAGAACUCAAUAAUUCUGCAUUCACCAAACUACUCAAAGAAAUUCUGUCUGAAUGCCAAGGACAUUUGUGCGAGCCGGAACGCCGAUUGAUGACCCCAAGUAGUUACGUUCUGCUAGCAAUAUGCUCUGGAAAUGCACCUGCUUGUGCGCUCAUCGUUAGCCAGGUGAUUCCUCUUCUGAUGGAUCAGUAUCGUAUCAGAUCACAAUCAGCUCCACGACAAUUUAUCUUGAACUGUUUAAACAAGCUAGUGCAAGCCGGCCUUUACGGUUUCACUGAAAUAGAUGUUGCUCAGAGUGGCAUAUAUCCUUUGAUACCAGCAUUGUUAGAACUGUAUCUCGAAGUGCUAAAAGAGGAUGACGCAUUACUCCGCAGUCUAAGUCUUCAAGGAUUGGGUCACUUUGUUGGUAUCGGAAUGAACCAUCAAGACCUGGAAAAGUUUAAUCAGUCACUUUUGGAUCUGCUUCUGCAACCAUUGACCACCGGCCAUACCGUCGAAGAAAUUGGUCAGUUCUUUCACAAAUGUGCUGAGCAAAAUGAAAGCUGGUUCGUUGAACAAGUAUUGGUUAAGCUGUUGGAUAUGGCUAUGUCUGACAAAGCCAACGAGAUCUUUCGUCUGUUAAGAACUUUACCUCCUUUGCCGCGGAUACGCUCGCAAGUGCUUUCCAAGCUAAUGGCUCGGCUAGAACAAUCAGAACUCGAAUUGCGAUUGGAAAUGCUAAAGACUUUGGCUCACUUUGCACAACAUGACGAGCUCCAAAUGUUCCACCAGUUGCACAGUUGGGCGUUAGAAACCUUAAAAGAAGGAGAUCCACCAAUAUCACUCGAAGCCACCUGCAGUAUACUGAGAAAAUUAGCUUCCAGUUUGUCGUCCGGGGAUGCCACCCAGUUCAUCAACGAACAGAUCGGUCGAUACAUCGAUGAGCACCUUGCCAAGUCUGCUUGGGUAAUACCGAUCAUGGAAGCAACGUUAGGAUCGUUGGAGGCCACACCUGUUGGGAAAAAUCUGGAGAAGCUAAUUAAAACACUGGAGCCUUUAACUGUUUGUCAUCCAAAUGCUGAUGUGAGGAUUUCUGCGUGUCGGCUCGUGGCUGCUUUGAUUAACAAAGUUCCUGAAGGGCAUGAGCUAGAAUCCAUACUUGAUUCAUUGAGGAUCAAAUGGCAAGAUCCAUCCGCCGACCGGAGCAAAACUGUUUGUCUGUUUGUCUGGGUAACCAAAGCAUUGCUGAUGAGAUCCUAUUCCAAGCUUGAUCAAACCAUUCAAGAGUUAGUUGAGUCCUUAAAUGAUCCCACACAUGGGUAUCUGGUGGCCGAAGGAUUUAAAACAAUUUUGUGCGAAACCGAAGAGUGUCUGAACUUUGAUAGCCAUGCAAACAUCAGGCUAAUGUACCGACAGCGAUUUUUCCAAGAGGUGGUCCCACGUCUGUUAAAGUUGUAUCGGGAGUCGCCAUCUUGCAAUAAAUCCGCUUGCUUCGCUGCCAUCGCAAACCAGCUGGCCUUCAUUCCGGAGGGUGUUCUAGUUGCUCACAUAACGACGCUUAUUCCUUUGCUCAUCCAAUGUCUGAACAUUGAGCAGCCCGAUCAACUCAUCGUUUCGACAAUCACAGCCUUCAUGGGUCUCAUUUCAGACAACAUCAACGCCAUCGAGGAAUACAUCAGCAGCCUUGUCCCUAGAUUACUCACGCUUGCAAAAGAUGGUUUGACUAUGGAUGUCCGCCGUCUUGCACUUCGAUGUCUGUCAGAGCUAAGGAAAGCCCAGCCGGUCGUCUUGCUCCCACUCCGAUCAGAGGUUAUCCUACGCUUGACUCCAUGCCUUGAUGACAAAAAGCGUUUGGUCCGGCGAGAAGCAGCCGUUGCCCGCCAAAAAUGGACCAUGUUAGGGCAAGCAGGUUGUGAGUAAAAGUUGAGGCAUUAUGGACUCGUCUGCCAAAGGUCCUAAAGAGCUUCAAAUAUACUGUUUCAAUAGCA